UGGUCAAUUUCAAUUUAUUCAACCAAUAACAAGCUGGGUGCCGGAAUCACUACCGGAAGGUUAAACAGUGCUGAUCAUGGGGUCAGAAUGUUAUCAAUUUAAAUUGCUUCUACUAAUAUAUCGAGUGCUAAAAUCACUACUCGAAUGUUGAGGAUUGCCGAAAUACAGUUCGGAAUGUCGCCGAUGCGUAAGGAAGUUCUUAUCGUUUACGCGGUUUACGUUGGAUAUUAUAACCUCAAAGUUCUAGCGUCAUCGUUUUUAAUACGUUUCGGGUUGAGCAGAACAAUGGAAGGUUGCAUUAAAAUAAAAAACAAUAUAUACAGUACAGGGGAAGGUUUACAAACGAAGAAGGCGCUAUGCAGUGGCUGAGAGAUUAUCAGCUAGAAAGUCUUACAACUUGGCGAUUUAAAUGUGGUCUCGCAAAUCCGCGUCGCCUUGUAUAUAGGAAAACUUCUGACAGCAGUCAUAAAAGAGUAAAAAAAGAGGAAAACAAGCAAGGUAGAUCAAAAAAUACAGGGUGCCAGGCCGAGUUAUCAAUUACGAUAAAGUUGACAACUAGUGAUACGGUGAAAAAAGACAAAUUUGUAAAGAAUGGGUAUUCGGCGAUAAUUAUAAUAAAAGGUGAACACAAUCAUACUUUGACAACGGCAGAGGCAGUCUCAUUUCAUCGUCCUAGGGAUACUCUUAGAUCAUGUUUUGAGUCAUAUUUCAGUGAUGGGAUGGGCAUUAAGGAGUCCGUAAACUUUCACGAAUCAAAGCUGGAAUUGCAGUACGGUAUGGACAGUCCAGAAUUAGCAAAUGCAAGAAUAAAUCCGAGAUACCGUACAAUACAGCACUGGUUCAAUCAGUGGCGAAUUUCAAAUUUAAGACUACGAUUUGGACCAGGUUCCAUUGAGGUAGGUAUUUACUCCAUGAACAUAACUCUCAUAAUUUAUACCCAAGGGGAACCCUACUGUGUACUGAUUGCAACUAAACUGAUGCAACGAGCACACCAACUACCCUUUGCAAAAAACAUAGCUUUUGUAGACAGUACUGCAUCCUGUGAUGUUAGUGGACAUUCGGUAACAUUCAUGUUAACUCCGUUGGCGCUGUACCCCUGGCAAUUUUGAUCACAAAAGGCCAAUCUGAAGAAGACUAUAGAUGUAGGUUCACUUUACUAAAGUCAAGUCUGGAGAAUAGCUUUGGAAGUCAGGGUUGUCCAAAAAUGUUUAUCACUGAUGACAGUGACGCUGAGAGAAAUGCUCUUAAAUAUGUCUGGGCAAAUAGCAAAACUCUUCUAUGUAGAUUCCACAUUUUGCAAUCAGUAUGGCGCUGGUUGUUUGACAAAAAAAAUAAUAUAGGUGCAGAUGAUCGUCCCAUCCUUUAUUUAGAAAUCUUUUAAUAUCGGAAAGUGUUCAAAAUGCUUCUGAAGUAUUUUCUAUUGCAAUUGGACAAAAUCAUAUUUCUGAUAAUGAAAAAAAAAAUAAUACUGUGAAAAAAUAUCCGCAAUGGGUGGUGUACAUUGAAAAAUAUUGGGAAAGACGUGAAGAUUGGUGUAUGGCCUACCGAGAUGAAACUACACACGGAAAUCAAACAAACAAUUUUUGUGAAGUGAGCAUUCGACUCUUUAAAGAUGUUGUGUUAUCUCGGAAUAAAGCAUAUAAUACAAUUGCUUUAAUAGACUUUAUAGUGAGUUGCUUGGAAGAGUACUACCAAAAAAUAAUUCAAAAUUUUGCUAAUUCAAGGAAUUCAAUUCCUAGAUUGUUAUUAAAAAAGCUGAUACAUAAAGCUUCCAAUAUUAACAAGGAUAAUAUUUUGUGUACAGGUUCUAAAACUUAUAAGGUUCCUAGUGCGACUAAAAGCGGUGAAUAUUAUUAUAUAGAUGGAAACAUAGGAGUUUGCACUUGUCAUGAUGGUAAAUUGGUAAAAUUUUGCAAGCAUCAGGCUGCAAUAUACUUUUACUUUGAUGAAACUGUCAUCAACGCACCUGCGGUAACGCCAGAAUCUCGUUACGAAAUGGCCAAACUAGCAUUUGGUGAGUAGGUACAACCUAUUUCGUUUUACAUGCCGUUAGUGCUCUCUAAUACGUUUUCCAAGCACACUGAACAAACUACUGAUAAUGCGAAUUUAGAUGAACGAAAUGAGUUAAUUUCGAUCGUAAUUGGUGCGUCCACGUCACCUACAAAUUUUGUUAACAGUGUGGCUUUAGAUGAAAGGAAGGGUAUUGAAGAAAUUUACUUGCUAAUGCAACAGCAUAACAAACGAUUUGGAACAUCAAAUGUAACCAUUCAAAAGUGUAUACAAAGGCUUAGAAAUAUUAAAACAAGGACAUCUUGGGAAUCUUUUCUAUGUACAGCUGGAAGUUCUGUACCAAUUCGUCAUCGUACUAAGAUGAAUAUAAAAGUUCAACCUACUUCCAUAAGCAGACGUAGAGUAGGGAUUGCAAGGGGUUGGAAAAGGUUACCAAUUGGUCGGCCACCAAAGGAAGAAGGCGUACCAAUAAAAAGAAAAAGAAACUUGACACUCGAUGUAAAGUAAAAUGUACUGAAUGUUAAGUCUCAUGGAACAGGUCACUAAAGCCUAUUACAUUAUUUUUUUGUUAAUUUUCGAAUUUUCUUUUUUAUUUUUGAAUAUUCUUGUUUUUUGAAUUUUCUUGUUUAUUUUUGAACGGACCAAUAAACAUUCACAUUUAAUA
This is a messenger RNA of Acanthoscelides obtectus, 2674 nucleotides long. The record is from the annotation of a GenBank genome assembly. Lineage: Eukaryota; Metazoa; Arthropoda; Insecta; Coleoptera; Chrysomelidae.